Messenger RNA from Capsicum annuum, 423 nucleotides. RefSeq lists its product as uncharacterized. The transcript has 2 exons. The record is from RefSeq and is a predicted model, not a curated record. Bases 1 to 423 code for a protein of 140 amino acids. NCBI's taxonomy places the organism in Eukaryota, Viridiplantae, Streptophyta, Magnoliopsida, Solanales, Solanaceae.
AUGAAGAAGUUGAUAUCCAAGAAGAAGCUCGUUGAGGGUGAUACCAUUGAGGUUACUCGUGGGUGUAGUACUAUCAUGGAUAGCAAAGUCACAGAAAAGAAAGAUGACCCCAGAGCUUUAACUAUCCCUUGCACCAUUGGGACUCAUAAGUUUGCAAAGGCUCUUUGCGACCUUGCAAAUUUCAUAGUGUUGGAUAGUGAGAUGGACAAUGAUGUGCCUAUCAUUAUUUGUUGUCCUUUCUUGGCCACUGGGAGAGCCAUUAUUGAACUAGAGCUAGGGGAGAUAAAAUUUCAAGUACAAGAAGAUGAGGUCUCAUUUAAAAUUUCGAAGUCAAAGAAGCAAAUUGUGGAGCUCAAAGUAGUAUCUGUGGUGGAUGUUGAAAAUGAGAAAGUGAAUGAUGAGGGGUUUGAGGACCUGCCAUGA